AUGUUGAACAACAAUCUGUUUAAAAGAAAAAGUGUAUGGAUUUACUGUUCGAUAAGUGUACUGUGUGUGCUAGUAAUAUUUUCCAUAGUAAAGGUAAUUAUUGUUGGUCCAAGUAAUUUUAUUGAUGAAUGUUUGGAACUUGUUGGUGGUGCCGAUAAACAAACCUGGGUGUUCCUGGUUGCUGGUUCGAAAGGCUGGGAUAAUUAUAGACAUCAGGCUGAUGUUUCGCAUGCAUACCAAACAUUGUUGAAGAAUGGUAUACCAGUUGACCGUAUAAUUGUAAUGAUGACAGAUGAUGUAGCUUUUGACCCCAAAAAUCCAUAUCGUGGUGAGUUAUUUAAUCAUCCUAAUGGUUCAGAUGUUUACCAAGGUGUACAAGUUGACUAUAAAGGUGAGGAAGUAAAUAGUGAAAAUUUCCUGAAUGUAUUAAAUGGAAAUAAGGCAGCUAUGAUAAACCUUGGCUCAGGUCGUGUAAUUGAAAGUAAUCAUAGAGAUAAUAUUUUUGUCUAUUUUGUUGGUCAUGGAACAUCGGGCAUAUUAGCAUUUCCAGAAAAUUACUUAUAUGCUGAUGAACUAAACAAUGCAUUACAAUCACUGUAUAGUGAUCAUAAAUUUAAUAGUAUGCUCUUAUACAUAGAAUCAUGUAGAGCCGGUUCCUUAUUUGAUGGCAUACUGAGUGAAUCUAACAACAUAUUUGCUGUAACUGCAGCUGGACCGAGGGAAAGUUCAUGGUCAAUAUAUUGCAUUGGUGAAGAUGAAGUACCAGAUGUUUGCUUGGGUGAUGAAUUCAGUUGUGCAUGGAUUGAAGAUCAAGCAAAUCUCGGUAUAUUAUAUCCAUCACAUGUGAAUGAAUUGGUUGAAAAAAGAACUGUUCUCAAUCAUUUUAAUUACAUCAGAACUUCAGUUAAAUUAAGCAAUGUAAUGCCGUAUGGAGACUUUAGUGUUGGUCAAAACAAAUUGUCAGCAUAUAUUGGCAAAUCACCGGAAGUAUUUUCCAAAUAUUCUUAUCAGAAUAGUGAUAUUCCUUCAUUUAAUAAACAUAAUGGUACAAAUAUGUUUAGUUCUAAAUUUUCCAAAAAUACGUAUGAGCCAUACCAGACAAAGGAACAACAUAAUGGAAAAAAUAAUACUACAAAACCAAGCUCCAUUUACAAUAGUAUUAUGAGAAAAAUUAUGGACAGAACAUUUAAUACAAUUCUUCGAAGUGUUAUAAAACAAUUGCCAGGAUUUAUUGGACAUAUUGAUGAGCUUAAAGAACUUCCUAGUAAUUUGCCAUUAAAUGUAUUUCCAUGUUACAGACAAACUUUGGAUCACAUAACUACAAACUGUUUUUCUUUACCCAAGAAUAAAUACUCACUUAAUGACGUGCACAUAUUUUUCAAUCUAUGUACAAGAGUUAUAGACAGCGAAUGGAAAUCCGAAGAGUUUUAUAAUGUGUUUGAACAAGUUGUACACAAUGUCUGUUCAAAAAAUACAUCAAUGUUUUCAAAUUUACUUAAAAUGACUGAUAUUUAUUGA
Molecule: messenger RNA, 1518 nt
Organism: Macrosiphum euphorbiae (potato aphid)
Lineage: Eukaryota; Metazoa; Arthropoda; Insecta; Hemiptera; Aphididae
Source: the annotation of a GenBank genome assembly